Molecule: messenger RNA, 1028 nt
Organism: Wasmannia auropunctata (little fire ant)
Lineage: Eukaryota; Metazoa; Arthropoda; Insecta; Hymenoptera; Formicidae
Gene: Trs33
Product: trafficking protein particle complex subunit 6B
Exons: 2
Coding region: 230-757 (175 amino acids)
Biological process (GO): endoplasmic reticulum to Golgi vesicle-mediated transport; regulation of GTPase activity
Cellular component (GO): TRAPP complex; cis-Golgi network; trans-Golgi network
Source: RefSeq, a predicted model, not a curated record
AUAUCUAUAUGUUACAUCGUGUUUUGGAGUACUCGUUGGCGAUACUUUGCAGUCGGACGUGCGGAAGGAGUAAUUUUUUUCGAUUAACAGUCUACGGAAAGUUGACGGCUGCGCCCAGAUUGUUUAACGCUUUCUUUCUGCAACUCGUACAUUUUUACGCGUCAAAUUACACGGGAAAACCUUUCCCUGGAAUCGAAUCGAAACGAGAUACAUACCGUCGACGACAACGAUGAAGCAACAGAUAAUUGAUUCCAAGGCGAAUCCUGGCGCAUCCGGGGAGGCCGACGACUGCCUCUUCGAGUAUUUGCACGCCGAGCUGGUCAAUUACGUUUUGAGCAGGUCGUCCAACGCUGCGGAAGGCGAGGAGGAGCUGUCGCGUCUGGAAUGGAUGGGAUUCAGCGUCGGUUACAGAAUCAUCGAACGACUGACGAGGGAGUGGAGCAGGUUCAAGGACGAGCUGGAUAUGAUCAAGUUCAUCUGCACGGACUUCUGGUCCAGCCUGUAUCACAAACAAAUCGACAAUCUCAGGACUAACCAUCACGGAGUGUACGUGUUGCAAGACAACGCCUUCAGGUUGCUGGACAAGGUCGGGACGAGCAACAGCAAGCAGUACCUCAAGGAGAGCCCUCGCCUGCUGGCUUUCACUUGCGGCCUCCUCCGCGGUAGUCUAGCGAAUCUCGGCAUCAUCAGCACCGUCACCGCGGAAACCACUACGUUACCGAGCUGCAAAUUUCACGUUCAAGUUCAAAAAAUUUAAUCGUCAUCCGGAGCGUGUCGAGAAGUAAGCGGUAAGGAGAUACAGAAGUGUAAAAAGAUAAUAUACAUAUAUAUCGAAAUCUCUCGAUAUAAGGAAGUAUAAUAGACAUUUUCUCAGUUAUCAUUAUUAUAUAUUUUUAUUGUAUUUAGUGAAAAGAAAAUAUAUUAUAAUUGAUUAUUUUCAGAGAUAAAAUAGCUCUGAUAUUUAUCAUGCAAUGUAUAUAUUAAUUUGUAAACUGUAAAUCCAGAAUAUAUUCGAAAUAAGGAAUUAA